This is a messenger RNA of Chelonia mydas (Green sea turtle), 2063 nucleotides long. It is a transcript of the gene ABHD4, whose product is annotated as abhydrolase domain containing 4, N-acyl phospholipase B. Gene Ontology annotation, cellular component: lipid droplet. Bases 282 to 1241 code for a protein of 319 amino acids. The record is from RefSeq and is a predicted model, not a curated record. Gene Ontology annotation, molecular function: phosphatidylcholine lysophospholipase A1 activity. The transcript is spliced from 7 exons. Lineage: Eukaryota; Metazoa; Chordata; Testudines; Cheloniidae.
GCCCCGCCGCGCCCCGGUCAGCUGCGCUGCGCUCAGCUGGGCGCCGGGCAUGGAGCAGGAUCUGGAAGACCCGUGAGUCUGCGCUCCCCCCCCCCCCCCCCGCCCCGCUUGUGGGGGGUCGCUGGGGUCCCUUUGCGGGGCGGGGCCUGUUCCCAGGGCCGCUAAGCGCCCCGAGGACUUGGCAGCGCUGCGCUGUGUGUUUGGGGGGGGCCCCCCUGCGGCGUGCCCAGAGGCCCCAGGGUUGGCUCAGCGGCUGGCUCCCUGCCUGGCGCCCCACGUCCAUGUCCCACCUGAAGAACGUGGAGGCCCGGAUCCUGCAGUGCCUGCAGAGCCGGUUCGUGGGGCGGUACGUGACCCUGCCGGACUGGGCGCGCAUCUGGACCGUCUCGCUGUGCCCGGAGCAGGGUGGGGGGCGCACCCCCCUGGUGCUGGUGCACGGCUUCGGGGGCGGCGUGGGGCUGUGGGUGCUCAACCUGGACCGGCUCGGGGCCCGGCGGCCCCUUCACGCCUUCGACCUGCUGGGCUUUGGGCGCAGCUCCCGGCCCGCCUUCCCCCGCGACGCCCAGGGCGCCGAGGCCGAGUUCGUGCGCUCCAUCGAGGGCUGGCGCCAGCAGAUGGGCAUCGGCGCCAUGAUCCUGCUGGGCCACAGCCUGGGCGGCUUCCUGGCGGCCUCCUACAGCCUGGCGUACCCUGAGAGGGUGAAGCACCUCAUCCUGGUGGACCCCUGGGGCUUCCCCGUGCGCCCCACCGACCCCAGCCAGAUCCAGCCCCCCCCAACCUGGGUCAAGGCCAUGGCCGCUGUCCUGGGGCGCUCCAACCCCCUGGCUGUGCUGAGAGUCGCCGGGCCCUGGGGUCCUGGCCUCGUCCAGCGCUUCCGUCCUGACUUCAAGCAGAAAUUCGCGGAGUUCUUUGAGGAUGACACUAUCCCGGAGUACAUCUACCACUGCAACGCCCAGACGCCCAGCGGCGAGACGGCGUUCAAGGCCAUGACGCAGGUGCUGGGCUGGGCGCGCCGCCCCAUGCUGGAGCGGAUCCACCUGCUCCCGCGGGAGCUGCCCAUCACCCUGAUCUACGGCGCCGAGUCCUGGAUCGACACCAGCACCGGGCGCCGGGUGCGGGAGCUGCGGCCCGACAGCUACGUCCGGCACCUGGCCAUCGCCGGCGCCUCCCACCACGUCUACGCCGACCAGCCUGCUGCCUUCAACGCGGCCGUGCAGGAGAUCUGCGACUCCGUGGACUGACGGACGGAGGGUCUGACCCCACCCCAUCGCGGGGGUACGGCCCCCUGUGGCUCCCCAGAGCCCCCAGCCACCUAGGCUCCUUCGCUGCCACUGAAGUCUCGGGGCGCCGGGAAGGGGGGGAGGCAUCAGGAUUGUGCUGAUUGAGGGGUUUAUUCCUCCCUCUCCGGGGCUGAUUCAUUCCCCCCUUUCCCUUUGCUUCUCACUCUCUCGGGCUGUACCCUUCCCCUGUGGCAAGGGAGGGCCGGUCUUUGAGACGUCCCUCUGGCCCCAGGAUGUGGGGGGAGACCGGGGGGGCAGGGGACUGGGACACGGAGGGCUUUCCCCUCUAGGGGUGCUAGAUGUGAUCCGGCCUCAGGGCCAGGGACCGGCUCUCUGGGGAAAUAGUCGGGGGGGGGGGGUUCAUGGGGCUCCCCACCCCCGGCCGCCUGAAUCUCCCUCUGCUCUGUCACCCUCCUGAUGUGCCUUAGGCUGCUGCAGCCGGCUCUGGGGCGCGAGGGCCCCCGGCGGUGUGUGCGCCGCACGGUUCUGAAAGCACAUGGCCGGCAAGCGGCUGGGGGUGCGAGGCCCCAGCCUGUGCUGGACUGAACACCCCGCCGGCUGCCCGCGCCCCAGCUCUGCCGUGGGCAGGGGACGCGACACUGAAGCACAAGGGAUCUUCCCACGCUGGUGGCUGGCUGGGCCCGGGAGCGUCCGUCGAACGGUGCCAUGUUCCGAACCCCUCGGCUCCUGCGGGCCGCCCCGGGCGCUUUGCCGCGGUGCCUUGCGCUGGACCCGCCCCUUUGUACCCAGUUUCUAUCUUAAUAAACAAACGACACUGGAAAA